Ziziphus jujuba (common jujube) is the source of this 3604-nucleotide messenger RNA. RefSeq lists its product as uncharacterized. NCBI's taxonomy places the organism in Eukaryota, Viridiplantae, Streptophyta, Magnoliopsida, Rosales, Rhamnaceae. The transcript is spliced from 26 exons. Bases 405 to 3275 code for a protein of 956 amino acids. Gene Ontology annotation, molecular function: ATP binding; ATP hydrolysis activity; kinase activity. Gene Ontology annotation, cellular component: cytoplasm. The record is from RefSeq and is a predicted model, not a curated record.
AAAAAUGAAAAAUGAAAAAUAAAAAAAAUAAAAAAACAAAAACCAUUUUUCAUGGGAGAGAAAAACAGAGGAAAAAGGUGUAGUACCUAACAAUUGGGAGUUUGGGAAAGAGAACAUAUAACAAGCAAAGAGGGGUAUGCAGUAGUAGAGAGUGGCAAGAAAGCAUAGAGAAGUGUAAUCAUAAAGGCAAAGCAAAAAAGAAACCCAUAUGUCAUAUUGUCAUCAAUCCAUAUCAUCAUUCAUCAGUUAUCAAAAUUCUAUGUAUUUAUGGAUUUUCUCUUUCUUUAAUUAAUUUGAUUGAUUCCCUUCACUUUCACAAGCAAAGCAAAGCAAAACAAACGCGAAGGUGUAGAGUUGGUAUUGGGGAUAUUUCAUAUUUUGGAAUCCAUCCUCAUCCCCUCACUAUGGACGAUGAAGUUGUACAGCGGGUCUUCCAAGAAGGAGGCCGUGACUACUUCCAACAGCAACCCUCCACUUCUUCUUCAUCGUCUUCCAUCCUCCAAUCGCUUCCACUCCAUGUGUCUUUUGAUCACGGGUAUUAUUUGUUGGUAAAAUCCAUCCAAGAACUUAGAGAGAGAAAGGAGGGUCUUGUUACAGUUGGCAUUGGUGGUCCAAGUGGUUCCGGAAAGACAAGCUUAGCAGAAAAGGUGGCAUCUGUUAUUGGUUGUACUGUUGUAUCAAUGGAAAACUACCGUGCUGGAGUUGAUGAAGGGAAUGAUUUCGAUUCAAUAGAUUUUGAUACCCUAGUCCAAAAUCUUGAGGAUUUGACAAAAGGUGAGGAUACAUUGAUCCCAGUGUUUGAUUAUGAUCAAAAGAGACGUGUUGGUUCGAAAAGAAUAAAGAGUGCUUCUUCUGGGGUGGUAAUUGUUGAUGGUACCUAUGCUCUGCAUGCAAAACUGCGCUCUCUGCUUGAUAUUCGAGUUGCAGUGGUUGGCGGUGUUCAUUUUAGUCUUCUUUCUAAAGUUCAAUAUGAUAUCGGGGAUUCUUGUUCACUUGAUUACCUUAUUGACAGCAUUUUCCCAUUGUUUAGAAAGCACAUUGAGCCAGACCUUCAUCAUGCACAGAUUAGAAUUAACAAUAGCUUUGUUUCAUCAUUUCGUGAGGCAAUCUACAAGCUAAAAUGCAGAAUUGAGGCACAAGAUGGACAUUCAGCUUAUUUAUUAGAAGGUUAUGAGCCCCAAACAGAUAACUUUUAUGAGAUGUACCUUAGACCUCCUUCGGCAAGUGAAGAAGCAAGGAUAAAUGACUGGAUCAAGGUGCGCCAAUCUGGUAUUAGAUAUUAUCUAUCACUUGGUGAUCAGAGGAUUGUUGACAAAAAUUUCAUUAUCAGGCCAAAAGCUGAGUUUGAGCAGGUUGGACGGACGACUUUAGGUGGGCUACUUGAUUUGGGUUACACUGUCGUUGUCAGUUAUAAACGAGCUUCUACAUCAGUCAAUAAUGGCUACAUCUCAAUAUCAGUUGAAACUAUUGAUACUCUUGGCGAUGAGAGAUUCCUGGUUUUGAGAGGCACAGAUAGGAAAACAGUUGGAAAAGAAGCAUUGAAGAUGGGCAUCAAUGGACCUUGGAUCACUAAAUCAUAUCUGGAAAUGAAUAUUGAGACUAUAGGUGUCCCCCGUCUUAAUACACCCCCACCUUUGUCUAGUACAUCUCCAAGAACUAAUCAAGACAAAACAAUUGUUGCUCCAAGGCCAAUUCGUGUUAGUCCAAACCUUGUUAUGGGGCUUGAGGAUCUAUCUCAACCGUGGACUCGAUCUCCAACAAAAUCUAAAAUGGAACCUGUAUUGGCAACGUGGCAUUUCAUUUUGCCAGAUACAGCUUCUGCUGAUAGAUCAGCCAUAGAUCCUUCCACUUUCAGGGAAACCAUAAAACUUGCUCCAAUGCCUGAUUCAUAUGACUUUGAUAGGGGAUUGCUUCUUUCUGUGCAAGCAAUACAGGCUUUGCUGGAGAAUAAAGGCUUCCCGGUUUUAGUUGGAAUUGGAGGUCCAAGCGGAUCAGGAAAGACUAGUUUGGCUCACAAAAUGGCAAAUAUAGUUGGUUGUGAAGUAGUUUCCCUUGAAACAUAUUAUAAAUCUGAACAAGUAAAGGACUUCAAGUAUGAUGACUUCAGCUCGAUUGAUUUAUCUUUGCUUUCAAAAAAUAUUAGUGACAUAAGGAAUGGACGCAAAACAAAAGUACCCAUAUUUGACUUAGAGACAGGUGCCCGUAGUGGCUUCAAGGAACUUGAAGUUUCAGAAGAUUGUGGAGUGAUUAUUUUUGAAGGAGUUUAUGCUUUACAUCCUGAUAUUCGAAAAUCACUGGACUUGUGGAUUGCUGUUGUUGGGGGUGUUCAUUCACAUCUGAUUUCCAGGGUCCAAAGGGAUAAAAGUAGAGUGGGGUGCUUUAUGUCCCAGAAUGAGAUCAUGAUGACAGUGUUUCCAAUGUUCCAGCAGCACAUUGAACCACAUCUUGUUGCUGCACAUCUUAAAAUUCGAAAUGACUUUGAUCCUGUGCUUUCCCCUGAGAGCUCAUUGUUUGUGUUGAAGAGUAACCGCCAGGUGGCUUAUCAAGAUAUUUUGAAAAUUCUAGAUCCGGCAAAGUUCUGCAGCUCUGUUCAGAAUUUCAUUGAUAUAUAUUUGAAACUUCCUGGAAUUCCUACUAAUGGGCAGUUAGCUGAGAGUGAUUGUAUACGGGUUCGAAUAUGUGAGGGCAGAUUUGCAUUGCUUAUACGUGAGCCUAUUAGAGAAGGAAAUUUCAUCAUUCAACCUAAAGUGGAUUUUGAUAUUAGCAUUAGUACGGUUGCUGGCCUUCUUAACCUUGGGUAUCAAGCUGUAGCUUAUAUUGAAGCAUCUGCAUUCAUCUACCAAGAUGGAAAGAUUUUAAUCGAGGUCGAUCAUUUACAAGAUUCCCCUAGUCCUUACCUACAAAUCAAGGGGAUUAACAAAGAGGCUGUGGCAGCUGCUGGUUCAAUGCUCAAACUGGAUGGUUCAUAUACUACAAAGAGUUACCUUCAAAUAGUUCUGGAAAGGUUACCAGCAGUAGAAAGAAGUAGUGCUGGCAUUCACAGUCAGCAGGCUGGAAGGUUGCAGGAACUUGUGGAAUUUAUUCAAUCUCAGGGUUGCAGUUCAUCUUCAGAGUCGUCGCCAAGUAGGGAUGUUUCUCCAUUGGAGGGGGUUAUUGAAGAAAUGCAAUCAAGGAUUAAAAGGCUUGAACGCUGGCACAUGAUCAAUACAGUAUUAUGGACAUUUUUAAUGUCUGCCCUCGUUGGCUAUUCACUCUACCAAAGGAAACGCCAGUGAUGCUGAUUCCGAUUUUUACUGGAACAAGUGGUUUUGUUGGGUAUAUAUAUUCAUAUGGCAGGACACUCAGCUCCUUGGAUCUCCAUACGCAGAGGUGCAAAUUAAUUGAUUAAAAAGACAAGUCUAACAGCAACUUCCUAACUUGUUUCUCUAAUAUAGGAUAAAUGUAAAUGCCACUGAUUUGUGAUUUUGGAACAUAAACACAGCAGCAUUAGUUGUUCAAUUGGUCCCUUUCUGGGAAAACUGAAAGACGGAAAUGAAAAUAACAGGGUGAGAAUGUUCAUAGUCGAGUUCAUAGAAAUUUACUUAUAACUAUGUUUCUUUCUUAA